UUUUGUCAAUGGUAUAUGACUUGGGUCGAUUAUGUCAUGGCGGGUUAGAUGUUUUCGGCAUUGAAUUUCCUGGAAUUUGUUUUGAAUUUCUCUGUCAAUGAUCUCGCAUGCUUCGCUGUUUAUUAAUGUCAGCGUUAGUCAUAAAAAUAUAAAUAUUUCGUAAACUAUUCAAAUGCUGAAACAAUUGCAAAUGGGCCUUCGCGCGUUCAUGCUCCUCGCCUCUAAAGUAUGGAGUUGUUUUUGUUACAUGUUUAGAAAGCAGUACCGAGCGUUGGCUCAGUAUCAAUCUGUCAAAUAUGAGAUAUACCCACUUUCUCCAGUAUCUAGACACAGGCUGAGUUUAGUCAAGAGAAAAAUGUUGGUACUGGACUUGGAUGAGACCUUAAUACACUCUCACCAUGAUGCAAUGCUGCGGCCAACAGUAAAGCCUGGCACCCCACCUGAUUUUGUACUCAAAGUUACUAUAGAUAAGCAUCCAGUGAGAUUUUUUGUUCACAAAAGACCACAUGUUGACUAUUUCUUGGAUAUAGUAUCACAAUGGUACGAGCUGGUAGUGUUCACUGCGUCUAUGGAGAUAUACGGUGCUGCUGUUGCCGACAAAUUGGAUAAUGGAAGAGGAAUUCUGCGGCGGCGAUUUUACAGACAACAUUGCACGCCGGAACACGGCUCGUACACGAAGAACUUGUCAUCGAUAUGCGAUGAUCUUAACAGGGUAUUCAUUCUGGACAAUUCUCCCGGCGCUUACCGGGAUUUUCCAGAUAAUGCUAUCCCAAUAAAGUCGUGGUUCUCGGACCCCCUGGACGUGGCGUUGUUGAAUCUUUUGCCAGUUCUCGAUGCGUUGCGUUUCACGCAUGACGUGCGCUCAGUGUUGUCGAGAAACCUGCACUUACACCGCCUAUGGUAGCACCUGCUCGAUAUUAACCAGCGUUUUGUACAAAUUUAGGGAGUGAAUGCGCUUCCAGAACCUAUUUAUUAUUUUUUUUCACUUGUUAGAAACCAACAGCGCUUCUAUUCAAAUAUACAUAUAGAAAUAAUCUAGUGGAAUAAUUUUUUAAGUUUUGUUUUAAAUAAACAGUGAUUAGUGUAAUAUAGGACUGAAUUUUCCUACGUUUGUAGGGGAGGGUAGUUUCAAAAACACCCUUGUCGUUUUAGGUCUCUUUCACUCACCUUCAUGGAAUGAGACGGCAAUAUUUUAAGUUUUUUUUAUCGGACUGUUUUUAAAUUCGUAGUGAUUGUAAGUUUUUCAAUUCAUGACAAAAAAUGUGUGGAUAUCCUGCAAAAUGUGGUAGUACGUACGGAUAUAUGUUUUGUUUUAAUUGCGAUAUUGUUAAGUGUUAUCGGUAGUUAGAUAAAUAAUUAUUUGAUUUCCCUGUCUUAAAAAAAUUGAAUCGUUUAUAUAAUAAUUAUCUGUUAAUAUAUUCGAUAACUGAUUCUAAAAAUCCGAAUAAAUUUACUCAUGCCAUAUUUUCUCUUUUUUGAGCUUGAGUAAAAUAGAUAUAUAUAGUUUUAAACAUUAAAUAUUUAUAUCGCAAUUAAAAUCGACUAUCUGUGGAGAUACUUAUUACUUUUGAUUAACGAGGACCUUUCUAUAGACCUUUUGAAAGAUCUAUCGAUUCUUUAUACUUUAGGAAAAGUAAUUUUUUUAUAUCAAUUUCAUAAAGUUAUUCGUUGAUGUAAAAUUAUAGUUAAUCAAGGAUUUUAAGCGUUUUCUUAAAUUAAGAAUGAAGUUUAGAGGGAUUUGUUUUAAGGAAAUUGUGGCAUUUCACUUAAACUAAGUUGCAAAUCACAGGCACAUUAUGAUGUUAAGAGCUAAAUAAAGAACAAUCAACAAGGCCCUGGUCAAAAUUCAAAGACUAAUCUUGUCUUGACUAAGUGUCAUCUGUCAAAAUUCUAUGACUAUUUCACAUAUUGUCUGACGAUGGGUAUGGUCCUCCAUGCGUCAUGGUGUGCCGUGAAUAAAGACAAUAGUGGUAUACUACGUAAACUAUGUACAAAUUUAAACCGAAUCAGUUGAGUAGUUUCGUUUCGUUAACAACGCUUUUUUGACAAACUUUCAUACGACUUCCGUGUACUUCUAAAGUUAGAACUAUUUUAAAAUUUUGUCUAUUAGCUUGACAGCUCAAACCACAGAUUGCAAAGCAUCACAAUUUAAAUAACUACUUGAAUUUGCAACGGAACAUUAAUCCUACUGUAAAUAUACAAUGCGUAGGUAACCCAAAAAAAUUGUAAUUUUUCGUGGUUAUAAAAAGCGUUGUUGAUAAACAUAGAUGUUAUAAUGUCUGUUACCUUUAUAAUGUCUGAAACGUGAGAAUAGAGGGUGUCGGUAAAUCAUUAGUAAUGUUUUCAAAUCUCUUUAUAAAAUUAAUAAUGACUAAAGUGUAAAGAACUUAACUGUUUGGUUAUUAUUUCUAUAUUACACACCUUGAGGGGGCACCUCCUAUGAAUUACGGCAUUCAAUAUAUAUUAGGAAGUUUUGGAUUAAACUAUUUUGUUUGAAUUUGUUAUAUGAAACUUAUCAGUUAUUAGUUUCCAUGAACGAAUGUCCCACGGGCGUAUAUAAAAAUUUGGUUUUUGGUACGUUUAUGUAAACUAUAACAAAUGUUUAGAUAUUAUGCAUUUGUGUUGUCAAAACUUGAGAUUGUGAAUACAUAACGAAACCAUUGAAGAAUCAUACCAGUUAAUGUCGUAAUUCGUUCGAAUAUCCUAGGAAGCUAAAUUUAAGGUUCCAUAGACAAAUAAACUAAUUUUGAAAUUA
Molecule: messenger RNA, 2755 nt
Organism: Pieris rapae (cabbage white)
Lineage: Eukaryota; Metazoa; Arthropoda; Insecta; Lepidoptera; Pieridae
Gene: Dd
Product: CTD nuclear envelope phosphatase 1 homolog
Exons: 7
Coding region: 173-904 (243 amino acids)
Molecular function (GO): protein serine/threonine phosphatase activity
Source: RefSeq, a predicted model, not a curated record